GUACUGGACUCAGUCUAGUGGAGGCUGUGGUAGUUGUGGUCCAUACUUAAGGAGUAUGUCUUAAUCCCCCUGUUUUCAAUAUGGACCCCACCCCUGCCCUCAUCAGUACCUGGUGUCUCUGAGUACAAAUCCUUUCAAAUCCAGUCUCCUCAGAAAAUAAAUCUUUUGUUUUCUGCUAUAAUAAGGGAGGGACAGAUGCCUGGCUGAGGGGUAGGGAUCUUGAAGGUUAACUAUUUAUAUACAAAAAUUUCAAGAUAUCGUCCUAUUUGGUCCUAGCCAGAACUGCCCCGUCCUUUUAGAGAUACCUGAGGUAUUUCAGAGUUCUGUGGCCAUGGUGACAUAGUGGUUAAGAGUUUGACUGCUAACCAAAAGGUCGGCAGUUUGAAUCCACCAGCCACACCUUGGAAACUGUAUGAGGGCAGUUCUCCUCUCUCCUAUAGGGUCGCUAUGAGUUGGAAUCAACUUGAUGGCAACAGGUUUGGUGGCACAAAUCAGCUUGCUUCUUACUGGCUUUUUCCUUAGUAGCUUAGGUUUCAACUUUCUCGAAUCUGCUUCAUCAGUUACCACACACUCAUUUAUUUUGUCAGUUCCCAAAAUUUUGUUGACAUCUCUCAUCUGCUGCUGUUUCCUCUUCUGUACUCUUGGCUUUUUGGGUUUCAAUUGUAAAUUACCUUCCUGCUGUUUUAGAGAGAUUUGGUGGGGAACAGAUAUAAAAGAAUAUGUUUACUCUGCUAUGCUUAACUAGAAGUAUUUUACAAUCCCUUUUUUAAAAGGAAAAAGUACACAUAUAUCUGCAAAGAACAAAAAUAUCUACACUAAACUUGUUAGCAGAGGUCAUCUCUGGGUGUUGAGAUAAUGGAUAGCUUUUAUUUUUAUUGCCUAUGUUUUCCAAAAUUUUCUACAGUAAGAUACUUAGUAAUUAGAAAACAAUGAUCCAAAUAAAAAGAUUUUGUAAUAUAGAUGUAUUAGUUAUACAUAUAACUAGUUAACCAUAUAAAAUUAGCAUAUUAUGGCUAUUAGUUUCAGAUCUACCUAUUAGGAGGUACCAUAUGAAAUUGCUUGUUUUUGUAGGUAAAAAGAGGUUAGCUAUCAGCAAUUUCACGUGGUUGAAUCUAUUAAACCUAAUAUAGUGCAGAAUUCAGGUGUGGACAGUGGCUGGAGAUGAGAGUCAUUGCUUAGGCAGAGCAGAACCAAAAUGAAGAGAGGAGACUGCUGGAAGGCUCUGUCUCAGUGUUACUACCAUGCAGUCUGUAACUUUAUUGCAUGUGCUGUUCUGUAAGAGUCAUUCUUGAUAGGGCCCAUUGGCUAAAGAGAUUCAUGCCCUAACCUGGUUAUCAGGAACACGUUGUUUUGAAUAAGAAUGAUAAAAAGCAAAUAGGCUUAUUUACUUCAUUUCUCCCUUAUUGGUGUUUCCAAAACAUUUUGCAUAUCUCUGUAUUGGUGAAUUCCCUGGAUGGCACAUGCCUUUUUUUCCCACCUCCUAGAUGGUAAAACUCUUUGAAGGCAGGGAUCCUCAUCUUGUUGGUCGUUAUGAACUGUCUGGGGGAAUAUUGUUCACUUUGUCACACACUGUUUUCUCUAUUAUCUUAGAUACCUAGUGUUGCUAUAACAGAAAUCCACAAGUGGGUGGCUUUGAAGAACAGAAGUUAGUUUAAUCACAGUUCUGGAGGCUAGAAGUCCAAAUCAGGGUCUUGGCCAUGUCAGUUCCUUCCCAGUAGGUAGUCCCGGGCACUUUUUCGUUCCUUGGCUUGUAGAUUUUCUCACAUGGCCUCUGUGGGUGUGCGCCUCUGUGUUUAUUCUGGUUUUCUUAUAAGGAAGACGUGAUUAGAUUUAGGAUCCACCCAACACUGGUAUGAUCUCAACUGAUUGAUUAUAUUACAUUAGCUUGAAUUAUGGAAGAUGAUUGCAUUACAUUAGGCUUCAUUGGAAUGUGAUUACAUGACAUUAGAUGUAUGGCAAUUACAUUACCUUAGAGUUGGAAUUGACGGCACACAACAACAACAUUCAUGGGUAUAGGGGCUAGGAUUCCAACACAGUUCAAUCCAUAACAUCUAUAAAUAUUCAUGAAAGAAAUUUCUCUCAGGUUUAAGCAUUAGGAGAGGGAAAGCCUCCACUGAGCAAAUGGCUUAUUUUAUGAGCACAGUAAAAUAUAUGACAGAUUGUAUUCUCCCUCUUUGCAUUGGCUGCUAGGAAGUUCAGAGCCACAAUUCUCACACAGUUCUAAGCUAUGUCUUCUUGAAAUCUCUUCUUAGAUGUCUCAUGGUCUUUGUAUUCAUUUCCUAUCGCUGUUGUAAAAAGUUACCACAAACUUAAUGGCUUAAAACAAAAUGAAUUUAUUAUCUUACAGUUCUGGAGGUCAGAAGUCUGAAAUCAGUUUUGCUGAGCUAAAUCAAGGGGUCUGCAGGCCUGCAUUCCUUUUGGAGUCUUUAGGGGAGAAUCUGUUUUCUUGCCUUUUCCAGCUUCUAGAGGCUGCCUGUGUUCCUUGGCUUGUAGUUCCUUUCUGCGUCUUCAAAGCCGGCAGUGUAGCAUUGUCACCACACUUCACAUGUGGCGCUUCUGCCUGAGACUCUUCUCUCUAGACUCUUCCCUGAUCCUUGUCAUCUUUUGGUCUCAGCCAAAAUGUCUGCUCCUCCGAGAAGCCUUUCCACACUACCUCAUUUAAUUAGGAUCCUCCUCACCCCACCUCACACAAAUUUUUCUUUACUGCCUCACCUUUUUACAUAGUCUUUAUAGCACUUAUCAUUAUUGAUAAUUUCUAAGAUGUUGAUUACUUUAUAUAAUUUAUCUUCUCUAUCAGAUUGUUCAUUUCAUAAGAUCAGGGCUGUUUUUGUUUUGUUCAUCAUUGUAUAUGAUGCUUCAUAAAUAUUUGGCACUGGAUAAGGGAGUCCUGGUGGCAAAAUGGUUAAGCUCUUGGCUGCUAACUGAAAGGUUGGUGGUUCGAACCCACCCAGUGGCUCUGUGAAAGAAAGACCUGACCAUCUGCUUCUGUAUAGAUUAUAGCCAAGAAUACCCUACGGGGCAUUUCUACUCAGUCACAUGAAGUUGCUAUGAGUUGGAAUCGAUUUGACGGCACCCAACAACAACAGGUGCUGGAUGAAUGUAUUGGAGGCAUUUUAUGUAUUAUCCUUACCCUGACUUCAUCUUACUUUUUUGCUUUCAUUUUCCCUUGGUCCUGAUUUUCUUACUUUCUGUUGUAAUCAAGGACCAACUCACAACCCCCAGGAUCUGCAGUAAGUAGAGUUACCUCUGCUACUGCCUUUCCUUACAUUAGUACUGUGUGUUAUAGGUAGAAGAAAAGUUUUCAGCUAGUAGUUAUCUACCCAGGGAAUGUGAGGAUUUACCCUGGAAUUCCAGAACAGACCUUGGGCUGUCUAGAGGGAAAGCCAGGUUGACUUUCUGGAUGGAGAAUCAAAAUUGCUCUGCAUAAUGAUGUAAAAAGCAUUAUUAUUACUCAUUGGAGCAGAGUGCAUUCUUAGCGAGUUUAAUCUGAUGCUAGCUGAAUUUUUCUCCCUCUGGCAAGGGUUGGCUGGGAGCCCUGGUGGUGCAGUGGUUAAGAGUUCACCUGCUAACCAAAAGGUUGGCAGUUUGAAUCCACCAUCCAUUCCUUGGAAACCUUAUGGGACGGUUCCACUCUGUCCUAUAGGAUCGCUAUGAGUUGCAAUUGACUUGAUGGCAGUGGUUUUUUUUUUUUUGCAAGGGCUGGAAAUAAAAUAAAUUGGGAGCCUUAGACUCUAAGGAAGAAGGACAAGUUCAGAGCUCUGCUGUUUGUAGGAGGUGAUCAGCGCCCUUAAAAUUAGUAGGGUGUGAGCAUGUGAUGGAAUCCCUCAGGAUAGAGAUGGGGGUACACUGGGAGAAAGAGGUCUUUAGCUCUUUUCUUCUCUCCCGAACUCUGGCCCUUGAGCUGCUGCCACACAGAACAUCUGCCUGCAGUCCCUGAUAUGUUGUCAUGUUCUUGGCACAGUGCCUUUGACCUUCCAUGUAUGUGUUGUUCUCUCCAGGGCCUCAUCCUCAAUCUAAGGUGCUAGAGAACAGUGAAAGGUUUAUUUUCCCAACUGUAUCAGGCCAGCCUGGGUUGGUAUUAAGAAGUUUGUUGAUUCUCUCCAGGACCUCCUUUAUAGGUGCCACAUGCUGUGAUUUAUCCACAAACAUGAUUUGCCUGAUUAUUACAGUCUGGGCCUGGAACAAUUUUAAUUAAUGGGAAAAUGGUCCCUCAAUACACCGAUUAGACCUCUUCAGGUACAACAAGAUAAAAGCCUGAUAAUUUGGAUGGAGUGCUCUUCUUAAACGUCUACUCUAGGUACGACAGCCAAUGGAAAAGCUGGCUGUCUUCUGCCUGAUCCAAUGAGUAAUUAAGAGAGGGCUUUUUCUUCCCUACCUCUCCCCUCCUUCCACCCUCUCCCCAGCUAAAGCUUAACAGGUUGGUGGUAUAAUUUGGAGACUUGAAGGGGUGUCACACUAGGAGCUUAGGCAAAGCCAGGGGCACCUUCUCUCCAGCUCCCCAGGUGCUGUCCAGCUGGAGUUGAACAGCAGGCAAGUGAGGAGAGGAAGGAGGUGGAAGCAGGCAAGGUGGGUAACGCUUCUUAGGUAAGUUUGCGAGGGACCAACCGCCAUGAGUGAGCUGGACUCUCAGAAGGCCAGCGACAGCACUGUGUCUCGCCUCCUCAACUUGGUGGAAAGUGAGCUCCAGGCAGGGAGGGAAAAAGGUGACCCUACAGAGAAGCAACUUCAGAUCAUCCUGGAGGAUGCACCUCUCUGGCAGAGGUUCAAGGAAGUCACUAAUGAAAUGAUCGUGACCAAGAAUGGCAGGCGAAUGUUCCCUGUCCUAAAGAUUAGUGUCGCGGGGCUGGACCCCAAUGCCAUGUACUCCCUGUUGCUGGACUUUGUCCCAACGGAUGGUCACCGCUGGAAGUACGUCAAUGGGGAGUGGGUGCCCGCGGGCAAGCCAGAGGUCUCCAACCACAGCUGCGUCUACAUCCACCCGGACUCCCCCAACUUUGGGGCCCACUGGAUGAAAGCUCCCAUCUCCUUCAGCAAAGUGAAGCUGACCAACAAGCUCAACGGGGGUGGGCAGAUAAUGUUGAAUUCUCUGCAUAAGUAUGAGCCCCAGGUUCACAUAGUACGUGUUGGAGGUUCCCACCGAAUGGUGAUGAACUGCUCCUUCCCUGAGACCCAGUUCAUAGCUGUGACAGCCUAUCAGAAUGAGGAGAUAACAGCUCUCAAAAUCAAGUACAACCCUUUUGCCAAAGCCUUCUUGGAUGCCAAAGAAAGAAAUCACCUAAAAGACGUUCCAGAGGCUAUCUCUGAGAGCAAGCAUGUGACCUAUUCUCACUUGGGGGGCUGGAUCUUUUCCAAUCCGGAUGGAGUGUGCACAGCAGGAAACACCAAUUACCAGUAUGCAACUCCCUUGUCUCUGCCUGCUCCCCACUCCCACCAUGGCUGUGAGCAUUAUCCUGGCCUUCGGGGAUGCUGGCAAUCUCCCUACCCUUCAGCCUACGUGCAUAGAAACCAUUCUCCCACAGUGAAUUUGAUAGAAAGCUCAAGCGAUAAUCUGCAAGUUUUCUCGGGACCUGAAAGCUGGACUUCUUUAUCCUCCACACCCCAUGCCAGCAUCCUGUCUGUACCCCACACCAAUGGACCCAUCAAUCCAGGGCCCAGCCCGUACCAGUGCCUGUGGACCAUCAGCAACAGUGGCGGAGGCCCUGCAGGGCCGGGCCCGGAAGUACACGCCAGCUCCCCGGGCACCUUUCUCCUGGGCAACCCAGCUGUGACUUCGCCCCCCUCGGUGCUCUCCACCCAAGCACCCACUUCGGCUGGCGUGGAGGUGCUGGGGGAGCCCUCUCUGACCAGCAUUGCUGUGUCCACCUGGACAGCAGUGGCCUCACAUCCUUUCCCGGGCUGGGGUGGCCCGGGUGGAGGUGGGCGCCAUUCUCCUUCCUCAUUGGACAGUUAGGCAGGACCUUAGGGAAGGGCAUCAGCGGAGAACCUUGUAUGUGUACAGGGCUUAGAAACCCCAUCUACUGAAUUCCAGUGAGUCAGACUGCAGACUGUCCUCAACAAGUGAGCUGGGAGGGGCGCGUGGGUUAUACCAGAAGUCCUCCUGGAAGAUGGUUUAGUUUGGAUGAUGCUAAUUACAGUCAAUUUUCAUUAGUUGAAGAUUUGUGAAUUCCCCUACUCGCUAAGAUUUAUUUGUAACCCUAAAACCAAUACUUACUGAGCUUUUGCAGGCAUUCUCAGAUAUGUGCAGAGCUGUGAAAAGUUUGAGUCACCCUAGGUGCACAUUCCUAGCUGAGGUGGACCAGGGCUGGUUCCGUAUUAGCUAAUUCAAUGUUCUAGAGAACUUUAUAGAAUAUAACUGCCUGUAAUAACGAGAAUCGACUGUGUCACUGGCAUCUCUCCACCAUUUUCGUUUGCACUUCCAUUUUCUCCCCAGACUAUCCAUGCCAUGCUUAGGCAACAAGAGUUCACUGAGUACCUUCCGUGUGCCCCGUUCCUUACAGAUGGUUCCAGAAGGCCUCCUCACUUCCUGUUCUGUGCAGGCGGUGCAAAGCUGUGAAGUGAGCUCCAGGUUUACCUAGCCUAAGGCUACUGCUUCUUACAUCGUGUAGUCCUGGAAUGUAUAUGUGGCCACAGAGCCCAUGUUGGCUUCUGCUUUGAGGCCAAGAGAGGGUGUGAGUCCAAAGAGUGAGGUUAAAAAAAACAAAACAAAACAAAAAAAAACCAGCUAAUCAAAAUUACGCACAGCAGUGUGCAUGGAAUUGAAGAAAUGAGGUCAUGUCACUUCCUUGCUCAGAAACUUUCGAUGGCUCACUAUUGCCUGCAGAAUAAAGUCAAUUCUCCUUACAAUACAGAGAUCCUCUAACACCUAGCCCCAAACCACUGCUUUGGCUGUAGCUCCCUCUAUUACCCCUUUAGCAUCCUAUAUGUCAGUCAAGGCAGACAUCUCUCUGUUUUCUGAACAUUCAUUACACCUUCUCACCUCUACACCUUUACCCAUGCCUAGAGUGUUUUUCUAUCUCUCCAGUCCCACCUGUGUGAAUCCUGCCCAUUUUUCAGGGACUUGCUGAAACGCCACUCCUGUGUUAAACACCUGUUCUCUGCUCCUUCAUUGUUUCUGCUGUUACAGCACUCACCUUAUCUGCCUUGCAUUUUUGUUACCUGUGACAGUGUCUCUCUCCCCACCAGACUAACCUCCGUGGGGGCAAGACCUAGCUUUCUUGUCUUUGUACCCCACAGCACCUGGCACCAUACUAUGCCUUACCUAGAGUAGGAGACCAAUAAAUAUUGCUGAGAUGAAUUGGUGUGAAGUGUAUGUGUACUAAGAGGACAGUAGUGGGGCUAACUGGGUGGCAGAGCUGAGAGGCCCAUGUCCCACGAUAGUUAUCAUGUCAGGAUGGGAGACCAGGAACAUACUGGCAUUGACCCAGGCUCUUCAUCUGAGCUACAACCAGUUCUGAGUGAUCUAGAAUAUAUGGAGACAGGGGUGUGCUAGAGUGAUUAUUCCUAAAUACUGUUCUAUGGGUCCCUUACGCUGGUAUCCCCUGCAGUACCUGUUAGAAAUACAGAUUCCCAGGCACCACCCCAAUCUAUCAGAUAAGCGUUUUUAGGGCUGGAGUCCAGGAAUCUGAAUUUCAAACAAAUGCUCCAGGUGGUGGUUGCAGAGCCAGGUUUGGAAACUCUUUGCCUAGACCAGAAAAAUAGGACGAUAAAUACUCCAGGAACCUCAUUUCGGAUGAGUUUUUACAUCUGCUCUAGCCAAGGUCAUUGCUAUAACCAAUCAGCAAAAUGUCUCAUUUCACUAGCUUUCCUUUUACUUUUCUACCCACCACUGGAUGUGCCAGUGGUGGCACAUGUGAGGUUUUCAGACCCAGGAGGAUGAGCAGUUGUCAAACAUUGACAUCAGAUGGCGCUUAUUGGGACCGUCAUUGAGGGGGUCAUUGAAGUUCCACUUGGAUCCUAGCAGUGGCUCAGCUGCUCCCACCACUAUUCCAUCAGCUGAGCCAGUGCACACCCACUGCCCUCCAAGCCUGCAUCUAUGGGAUCCAAGCAUAGCACUAUUUAGUCCUUGGCUCUUUUGACAGAGAAGGGUCCCUUAACGUGUUGUGGAUAGCACUGCCGGAGAACUUCAGUGUGAACCAGGAUAUUUCUGUGCCAUUCCAGUUUUUGGAUUCAGAUCUCUGGAAACAAUGCCACUGCAGCCAUAUGGUGUCCUGGGAAGCCAUAGCACCCCACUCAGGGUUGCCUGCUGGGAACUACCUGCCACUAACUGGUGUGUGAAUGACCGAGGCACAAUGUACCCACACGACUGUUCUUUGAAAAGCUGCCUCUUCAGUACGUCCCUGAGGCAGGACUGUUCCUCAGCUCCCUGGGCCCUCUGCAAUGCCAUUAGAGACCAUUAAGAUAUUAAUAUAUUAACAUCUCUGCAAGAUGGUAUUUGGUACGUUUUAAAAAGUGGCUAUUUCUCAUUCUGUUAGAGCUUUAGACUAUAGCUGCCUCCACUUGCCCACGAAGGUAGGGCAAAGGCCUCUCCAUCAUUCUAUGCAGCAAUUAGUCAUGCUCCAAGUGCUUAGCAAGUGCACCGAGAUAUGUGAAUGUCUAUCUUUAGUUUCCCCCUUCUUACAUCCUCCUCCCAUCCCCCCAAGAAGACAGAAGACUUGAGCCAGAGACAUAGAACAAAAUAAUCCAAUAGCCUUAAUUCAUCUUCUUUUUAAAAAAUAUUUUUUAUAUUUUGGUGGCAAAAUACACAACCAAACAUACAUCCAUUCACAAUUUCUACAUGAAAAGUUCAAUAACAUUGGUCAUACUUCACCCUGUGUCACCAUUCUCACUGUUUCUACCCAUAUUGUUUCAUCACCAUUAAUUUACGCUCUCUGCCUCUUAAAGUUCCCAUCUGUGCUUUAGAUGAACCGUUGUCAGAUUAAGCUCAUAUAAAUAAUUAUAAGAGCGCUAUGCUCAAGGCAAACAUGUUUUAUUAAUUGGGCUAAACUGUUGUUUAGUUUAAUGAUGGCUUAUUGGGAUAGUUUUAAUCCAAAGUUUAAAGAUUAUUUCUGGGCAUUAGAUUUGGGGUUCUCCCAUUUCAAUGUAUCCAGUAAGCCUGGUUUCCAUUUGAGUUUGAAGUUCUAUACUUUUCCUUUUUUUGAUCAGAAUCCAUCUGUUGGUGCUUGAUCAAAAUGUUCAAUAAUGGUAGCUGAGCACCAGCCAUUUCUUCUGGUCUCAUGGUGAUGAAGUAGUAGUUUACAGAGGCUGUUAAACAUGCAGUCCAUUUCCUUCUUCGACUCCUAGGUCUCCUUCCUCUGCUGUUCCAGGAGAAUAGAGACCAACUUGCAAGCUUUUAAGAUCCCAGAUAACCUUCAGUCUUGUUUCCCUCUAUAUUGCUUAGGUGGUUUGGUCUUCUGCAAGGCCAUCAGAUAAGCAUUAGUUGAGUUUGGGAUGAUUGUGUCUCAUCAGUCUUCUAGGAUGCUCAGCUUGCAUCUGUGAUGAUUUUUAAACAUACAACACGACAGUUGGUUCUACAUAAGCCUCUCUGUUUCAUGUUAGCAACCAGAGCUCUGUACUUUCCAAUCUUUUUUCCAGACAGUUCAGGGCUAAUUUCUGAUUGGUGGAACAACACCAAUUUCGUAAGUCAGUUUAACAAACGACAGAAUAUCUAAUGUGUUAGACAAAUUUUGGAGCCUUUUAUACUGCUACUUUGCCCACGUAUCUUCUUAACCAAGCUCAUUGUAAACAUAAAUGGCUCCACUUCAGAUUUUUAGUCCUACCCACAUGAAAUUUGUCUUGUUAUAGAAAACUUACAUCCCACCUGAAUAAAAAGAGUUAUACAUUCUUUGGUAGACAUUUCAAUUCUCUCUAAAGUCUGGUCAAGCUGGAGGUGUUUCCCCUUGCGGGGCCAUUAUGUGGGUCUCUAUAGCCUCCCCAGCUCUCUCCUCUCUGGGUGAGCCAGCCUUGUCACUCAACACCUCUGCCCACCACACUGAAGCCAGAUGCCUACAGGAGACUGCUGACCCUUCAUGUACUCAUUGGAUGCCUUCUAGAAGUGGGGAGGGGGGAAAGGGAAGUGAAACUAUGACGGGAGGAAAAACACCAAGUUACUAAGAAAAAAAACAAAAAAAGAUAUUUGAAGCCUGGUAGGUGUCUGCUACUCUCCUCUCCCCCAAGACUGGAAUAAAUUUAGGUGAAUAUCAGCAAGUUAAAAUAUCACAUUUAUGAAGAAUAUGAAUUGUUUUAUGGAACUGUGGGGAGCAAAAAGAUGGCUUACCUCCCUGAUGAGUCAGUUUAUUUAACCAAGUGCCUUAAAAGGUGGGCAACUGGGGCAUACAUGUGGAACUUCAUUCAACUCCCUCCCUUCAUUUUCUCCACCCACCACACCUGACUAUCUGCUUGCCGUUGGCUCCUGGCCAGGUUGGUAAACACGAAGAGUCUGGGCAUCAUGGAACAGAGAUUAGGGUUAGGGAUACAUGGUGCUGAAAAAGGCAUAAGGGAAGAGCUAAGGGAAAGCUGCUUCCCUCUUCUAAGGGUUUAGGUUCUCAGGAUCCAGGAUCAUUGGCUGUCUACACCAACAGUAAACAUUAAUGAUGCCAGAGGUCCCUUAUCCAGGCCUCUGCCCUUGUUUGGGCUAUAAGAAGGCUGGGAGGAAACAUAGAAUAGAUACUCAGGGUGCCUGAGGCGGGAGCCUCUUUUUAGCUGCUUUGGUCUUUGAGGUUUUGGGGUAACAGCAUCAGGUGGGAUUAUGUUUGGAUGCAUGUAACAGAAAACUCAAAAUAUAAGUGGCUUAAACAAAGGAAUUUAUUAUCUUAUAUGAAAGAAGUCCAGAUUUGGAUAGGUCAGGGCAUGUGUGAUGGUUCCACCAAGUCAUCAAGGACCUGAUUCUUUUACCUUUCCAUUCCGCCAUUCUCAGCCUUUGGCUUUCAUCCCUUAGGUCACCUCAGACUGGCUGCUAGAGUGUCAGUGAUCAUUCCAGCACAUUCCAGGCUGCAGGAAAGAAAGACGAGGGAAGGGCAAAAAGAAGGCUUACGUUCCAGCUGAGUCAGCUUAUUUAACCAAACUUCUUAGAAGUCCCACACAACACUUGGCCAGAACUUAGUCAAAUGACCACACUUAACUGUACAAGAGUUGAGAAUUGUUUUUUUAAAAAAUUUUUUAUUUAUUUAUUUAUUGUACUUCAGGU
Trichechus manatus latirostris (Florida manatee) is the source of this 11161-nucleotide messenger RNA. It is a transcript of the gene TBX19, whose product is annotated as T-box transcription factor 19. NCBI's taxonomy places the organism in Eukaryota, Metazoa, Chordata, Mammalia, Sirenia, Trichechidae. Gene Ontology annotation, molecular function: DNA-binding transcription factor activity, RNA polymerase II-specific; RNA polymerase II cis-regulatory region sequence-specific DNA binding. Gene Ontology annotation, biological process: positive regulation of DNA-templated transcription; heart morphogenesis; cell fate specification. Bases 4610 to 5950 code for a protein of 446 amino acids. The transcript has 8 exons. The record is from RefSeq and is a predicted model, not a curated record. Gene Ontology annotation, cellular component: nucleus.